This is a messenger RNA of Stegastes partitus (bicolor damselfish), 2750 nucleotides long. RefSeq names its product ArfGAP with FG repeats 2 (gene agfg2). Gene Ontology annotation, cellular component: cytoplasmic vesicle; membrane; cytoplasm. The coding region runs from base 176 to 1687 and encodes 503 amino acids. The record is from RefSeq and is a predicted model, not a curated record. Gene Ontology annotation, molecular function: GTPase activator activity. Gene Ontology annotation, biological process: intermediate filament organization; acrosome assembly; spermatid nucleus differentiation. NCBI's taxonomy places the organism in Eukaryota, Metazoa, Chordata, Actinopteri, Pomacentridae. The transcript is spliced from 14 exons.
CGCGCCUCUCCUCCGUGUAAAGCCUUUGCAUUGGGGUGAAGCCGCAUAAAAGGCUUUCCAUAAUGCGGGCGUGAAGCGCUAGUAAACGGAGGGAGGAGGACCAAGCGGAGGGGGGGUUACCGGCGGGGGGCGCACACACCGAGUCUGCCUGUCAGGCGACUCGGUUUGGAAUAAAAUGUCGAACCGAAAGCACCGGGACAACCAAGAGAUCUGCGCCCGCAAGGUCCGGGAGCUGGCCCAGUCUGGAGUAAACAAACACUGCUUCGAGUGCAACCAACCCGGGGUGACUUACACCGACAUCACGGUGGGCAGCUUCGUGUGCACGUCGUGCUCCGGAAUGCUGAGAGGCCUCAACCCUCCCCACAGAGUCAAGUCUAUCUCCAUGACAACUUUCUCCCAACAGGAAGUGGAAUUCCUGCAAAACCAUGGCAACGAGGUUGGGAGAAGGACCUGGUUGUGUGUGUUUGACCCAAAGGCGGACGGCUGCUCUGACAUGAAGGACUCUCAGAAGUUCAAAGAGUUCCUUCAGGAUAAAUAUGAGAAGAAAAAAUGGCAUUUUUCCAAAAGUAAGAACCGGAGGGACGUAGAGGGUCCUUGGAGUCCAGGGGUCCAGGCCGUGCCCCCUUCUCAUGGUCCCUUAGCAAACCAGGGCCCUUCCCAUAAUUUACCCCCCAAUGCCAGAUCCACAAGGCCACUGUCUCAGUCCCAGCUGCCGUCGUGGGAUCGAGCUCCCGCCAUCUCGCCUGCCGACAUGCGGACGGACGUGUUCACCGCUCGGCCAUCGCGCUCCCAAAGCUUCAGAGACCCCCCUCUGAAAGAUCCGACCCUGUGCGGGAUUGAAAGACAGCGGCCAGGCUCCCUGUCAUCAGCACUGGGAGGUCAGAGCCAUGGCCCGUCAUUCCCUGCCCUUCCACGGCCCUCAGCCAGUAGCUCUUUCAAAAACCACUUCACUUUAGGACGUACAGUGUCAGCCUCGGGGGCCACAGGGCCUUUCAGGGCCUUCCCCAAGUCGCUCAGCGUGGACUUUGGAGGUCUGAACCAUCCUCAGCAGCAGCCUCUGCCACAGUCUCUGUCCCAACCGCAGCAGCAUCAACAGCAGCAGCAGCAGCAGCAGCAGCAGCAGCAGCCUGCAAAUGUCGGUCAGACGACACCGCCGGUCAGCGGCUCCAGCUCCCAGGACAGGUACGCUGCAGUGUCACAGCUGGACAGCGUCUUCUCUGAUACAACAACGGCCCCAGCUCCACCUGGUGGCCCUCCGCAGUACAACGCCAUCUUCGGCAGCAGGCUCUCAUCCAGCUCCACUCCUGCCAGUUCCCCCGGUGUCGAUACUGUCUCCAGCUCCCAAACCUUUGCAAAUUUCCCCAACCCAUUCAGCUCAAGCUCCAGCUCGGCUUCCCAGCAGCCUGUUGCCCUCUCCCCCAGUAACCCCUUCAGCAACGCCUCGGGAGGUGACUCCAGCGCGUUCGUCACUUCGCCCACCUCAGUUUUUCCUCCGUCCGCCUCCUUCCCGUUGCCCGCCACUCAGAAUGCAUUUCCUCAUGAGUCAGCCACUAAUCAGGAAGCCAACGGUUUCGCCUCCUUCCCAGCGUCCGACUCUCAGUCCAAAGUCCCCCGACCCAUGUCAGUGAACCCGUUUACGGGGAAUGUUUACCCCAGUCGGGGGACGUCGAAAAACCCUUUCAUCUGACGUCCCCCUCCUCCUUACUUCCCCCAACCAUCCUUCUCUGGGAACCGAGGGAGAAGUGAACUUGAGGAGUUGCUGCCAUUUCAAUGCCUCUGGAGUAUUUUCACCCUGUUCAGGGAGGGUUGGAUGUCCACGCACCGUCCUUCCCCUGCCCUCCCCUCUGCUCUCUCCCCUAUCUGUCUGUGUUUACGUGUUUGUGAAGGAAAAACAACAAAAAAAAAAUGCGCGAAUGUAAUUAUGGAAUCCAUGUUCGGUAUGUAUGAGAGUGUUCGGCCUGCUGUGUUCGUACCACGUGACAUAAAGUCGAAAGGUGUUCGUGUGCCAGUAGACGCCACCUCAGGGCUCUGUGGGAGUCACGAGUAAAACAACGCCUCUAUGAUUUUUAUUUUUUGUUUUGCAGAAAUGCACACUUACAUGCACACAUAUUACACACACAUGUUGCUGCUGCUAUUUUUGCUUUCAUCUCCUGCUUAGAAGUGCAAAAAAAAAAAAAAAGAAAAUUACGAAACAGCCCCACUGGUAGUCCAUAAGUCGUCUUCUGCUUUAAAACUUUUGAGUCUCUCAGUGGUCCACAGGAGAAGUCCGACGCUGCGUCACGAGUUUCUACACACGGUCUUAACAGCCUUAACAGCCUCCUGAUGCAUGUGAAUUAGCGUUGAAAGAUAAGACAGGCUCGUUUCUGUAGUGUGUGUGUGGAACAUGUCGGCAUACGUCACGGUUUUCUGGUCCUAAUUUAAUUUGGUUUUUUUGUUUCCUCUCAAAGGAUAAUCUACGUUUUCCACUCUCAGGCUGCAUGCGCUUAGAGGGCUAAAAGGAGAUGCUACUGAAUGUAAAAGCAAUUUCAGAAUAACUAAAUGUGUAUAAAAAAAGAACAAAACUUCAUGUACCUGACCAAAAUGUUUUCUCGCUUUUCUUUUUUUUCUUCUUCUUUUUGGAUGACAUGGAGGCGAAGUUUAAUUCCCUUAUUUUGCCAAAAAAAAAAGAGAAAAAAAAGAAGAGAUUCAUGUAACAACGUCUUUGUAACGACAAGUAUUCAUGUUCAUAAAAUCAGUUUGUUGCUUCUUAA